This is a messenger RNA of Brassica oleracea var. oleracea, 1726 nucleotides long. Its product is annotated as cytochrome P450 81F1. Gene Ontology annotation, molecular function: monooxygenase activity; oxidoreductase activity, acting on paired donors, with incorporation or reduction of molecular oxygen; iron ion binding. Lineage: Eukaryota; Viridiplantae; Streptophyta; Magnoliopsida; Brassicales; Brassicaceae. The transcript is spliced from 3 exons. The coding region runs from base 92 to 1567 and encodes 491 amino acids. The record is from RefSeq and is a predicted model, not a curated record.
UCAACCUUUAUCACUUACCUUUGUUAGCUUCGACUCCAAAAAAAUUAAAAACAACAUUUUGUUAGCUAAACCAAAAAAUAGAAAUAAUCACAUGGAUUACAUUUUGCUCUUAUUGCCACUCGUAUUGUUUCUACUAGCUUACAGAUUCUUAUUCUCAUCUAAGAGUUUCAAUCUUCCACCAGGACCAACUCCCUUUCCCAUCGUCGGCAACCUCCACCUCGUGAAACCACCGGUGCACCGUCUCUUCCGUCGUUUCGCGGACAAGUACGGUGACAUCUUCUCCCUUCGUUACGGCUCUCGCCAAGUCGUCGUGAUCUCUUCCUUGCCCCUCGUCAGAGAAUGCUUUACUGGUCAGAACGACGUUAUUUUAACGAAUCGACCGCAUUUUCUGACCGCAAAGUACGUUGCUUACGACUACACCACGGUCGGAACCGCCGCUUAUGGCGACCACUGGCGUAACCUCCGCCGUAUUUGCUCUCUUGAGAUCCUUUCCUCUAACCGUCUUACUGGCUUCCUCUCCGUUCGUAAAGAUGAGAUCCGACGGUUGCUCACGAAACUCUCACGUGAGCAUAAUGGCCGUGUCGUUGAGCUUGAGCCUCUUCUUGCAGAUUUGACGUUUAAUAAUAUUGUCCGUAUGGUCACUGGGAGACGUUACUACGGAGACCAGGUUCACAACAAGGAAGAAGCGAACCUAUUCAAGAAGUUAGUGACGCAGAUCAACGACAACAGUGGUGCGAGCCAUCCAGGAGAUUAUUUACCAAUUCUCAAAGUUUUCGGACACGGAUACGAGAAGAAAGUGAAAGCACUCGGCGAAGCCAUGGACACUUUCUUGCAGCGUCUGCUCGACGAUUGCCGAAGAGAUGGAGAGAGCAACACAAUGCUUAGUCAUUUGUUGUCUUUACAAGUAGACCAACCCAAGUAUUACAGUGACGUAAUCAUCAAAGGCCUCAUGCUCAGUAUGAUGCUUGCGGGGACGGAUACUGCAGCCGUGACACUAGAAUGGGCGAUGGCGAGUUUGUUGAAAAAUCCUGAAGUGUUGAAGAAGGCGAAAGCCGAGAUAGAUGAUAAGAUUGGACAUGAACGUUUGGUCGACGAACCGGACAUUUUGAAUCUCCCUUAUCUCCAAAACAUAGUUUCCGAGACCUUCCGGUUGUGUCCAGCAGCACCACUCCUUGUCCCACGUUCUCCUUCUGAAGACCUCAAGAUUGGCGGAUACGACAUACCGCGUGGCACCAUCGUACUAGUGAAUUCUUGGGCCAUCCAUAGAGAUCCAAGGCUUUGGGAUGAGCCUGAGAGGUUCAUGCCAGAGCGGUUUGAGGACAAAGAAGCUGCCAAUAGUAAUAAGCUUAUGAUGUUUGGGAACGGACGAAGGACGUGUCCCGGUGCGGCUUUGGGUCAGAGGAUGGUGUCGUUGGCUUUAGGAUCGUUGAUUCAAUGCUUUGACUGGGAAAAAGUCAAGGGUGAGGAAAUUGAUAUGACCGAAAAUCCUGGAAUGGCUAUGCGUAAGCUCGUGCCGUUACGAGCCGUUUGCCAUCAGCGUCCCAUUAUGACUAAUCUUCUGGCUUAAAAUUACUCGGUUCACCCUUUCAUGAUUACUGGUUCGUGUUUUUCGGAUUUCUUUUAUAAUUUGUUUGAUUUUUUGGGUGUGACUAUUAUAAAGAUAAUGUAAGAUUCGAUGAAGAAUGUUGCAAUGUUGUGAAUAAGAUUCGAUCACGAAAGAAGUAAA